Messenger RNA from Rhagoletis pomonella (apple maggot), 1844 nucleotides. RefSeq names its product D-aminoacyl-tRNA deacylase-like. Gene Ontology annotation, molecular function: D-tyrosyl-tRNA(Tyr) deacylase activity. The transcript is spliced from 4 exons. NCBI's taxonomy places the organism in Eukaryota, Metazoa, Arthropoda, Insecta, Diptera, Tephritidae. Gene Ontology annotation, biological process: tRNA metabolic process. Gene Ontology annotation, cellular component: cytoplasm. The record is from RefSeq and is a predicted model, not a curated record. Bases 187 to 669 code for a protein of 160 amino acids.
CAAAUUAGAAAAAUUAAAGAAAAAGAACCAAGUUUGGUUGGAAACAACGAACAGUGGCAUCAGUGGCAACAGCUGAUUACACAGUUUGUGAAAACGUAAACAUAAUCCACCUGCGGGCCAUUUUUAGGCACCGAGACUUUUGAGAAUUAUAGAAAAUACAGGAAUUUUUAGAGCAAAUUUGUUUAAAUGAAGGCCAUUGUGCAGAGAGUAACUGCCGCAAAGGUAACCGUUGGCGACGAGCUGAUUAGCUCGAUUGGACGUGGCCUAUGCGUGCUUGUGGGUAUAACGCACUCGGACACGGAGAAGGAUGUGGAAUAUCUCGUCCGCAAGCUCGUCGCCUUACGUCUUUUUGAAGAUACAGCAGGUAAACGUUGGCAGAAAAGCAUCAAAGAUGAGCAACUGGAAAUAUUGUGCGUCUCGCAAUUCACACUCUAUCACCGUCUUAAAGGGAAUAAACCUGAUUUUCAUUUGGCCAUGCAAGGCGACACUGCGCAAAACUUAUAUAACUCGUUUCUAAAACGGUUGGAAAAAGACUAUGAUGCGACGAAAAUAAAAGAUGGCAAAUUUGGCGCAUACAUGCAAGUACACAUUCAAAAUGAUGGGCCUGUCACCAUUGAACUGGAGUCACCAAUUGACGCAAAAGCUAAUAAGGUUUUCAAACCAAAUUGAAAAGUUCUGCCGCAGAGAAUAAUACUGAGGUUGAUAAAUAAAGCCAAUUUUUUUUUUAAUGUCAAGCUGUGCCAUUUCUUCCAUACUGCAAUGCGGUUAUUGCAUUUAAACCGAUAUUUUGCGGAUUUAAAUUGCGCCUGGCGCUUUGGUGGCAAAGUUGUAAAUGUCACGCAAUGUUACAAAGUUUUACCUGGCAUCAGUUUCUUAUUUCUAAUUGGUUCCGCAGCUCCGAAGCAGCUGCUAUACACAUUUUUUCUAAAGAAUAUAAUACACCGCCACUCCAAAACUGGCCUCAUUUUCGUAAUCUGCGUACACAAAACAUGGAAAAUGACGUUCAAUACUCAUCCCGCUCUACUUUACUCGAGUCGUGUCGAAAAUUGCAUGGCAUUCGCUAAAAUUUCGACUCGGUUAUUGUUUUUUCGCCUGGGUAAAAUAUUGUCGUAUGUUACUUUCGCCAGGUUUUGGGAAAUCGAUGUUAAAGAUUCAGUCAUAAUUUCUCAAAAGCUGUACAAUAGUUUUUUGCCAAAUUUUAAUGCUUGAUUGUACAUAGUAUUAAAAGUAUAAAACCACAUUUUUUUAAGUUUUCAGUAACCCAUACAGCUUUUACAGCCACUUUUUUAUAAAAUGAUUUUGUCGUAUGUUACAUUUUCACAUUAAAUGCUGGUCGGCAGUAUGAUAUCCCCGUAGCGAAUGUCAUGCAUUAGUCACUUAACGAGUCUUGUACGGAAAAUAUUCGUCUUAAAUUACUAUGCGCUCCGUUUGUAUGAAAGUCGUUCAUGACUUUUUCAGAUAAAUGGUAAUUUCGUCAUUGAUGUCAUCUGCUUGACUUGGUCAUGCAGUGAUCAUUAAUGACAUUCAAGCGACAGUAUCUUGCAAUGGACUUUUUAUAAGUGACCGCUGCAAGACAUUGUCUGUUAUAAGUCUUUGAUAGGAGUACACCUGCAUGACAUUGUGACCAGUGUCAUUGUCAGCUAUAUGUCGUUUAGGAUUCACAGCAAGUGCGAUGAUGUCACUAAAUCCUCAUUAGUGACGAUGUCACCGGUGACCCAUUUCGCUACUGGGAUACUACAAAUCACGCACACAAAAGCAAGCAAAAGGCUGAAAUCGUCGCCUGGGUAAAAUAUUGUCGUAAGCGUCAUUUUGUGUUAUUUUUUUUUAAAUGAGAUCUUUCGAUU